CUCUCUCCCUCUCUAUCUCUCUUUCUCUCUCGCUUGCGAUUUUACACCAGGAAAUCUCUCUCUCGUCUCGUUGAGGAAGCAAUGCCUGCGAUCAAUAAUACGAACGAAGAAGACGUUUCGAGCAACUUCGGAUGCAACAUCUGUCUUGAACUGGCAAGAGAACCGAUCGUGACUCUAUGUGGUCACUUGUUCUGUUGGCCUUGUCUCUACAAGUGGCUCAAUUUCCAUUCCCAUUCGAAUCAUUGUCCUGUUUGUAAAGCUCUGGUCAAGGAAGACAGUUUGGUUCCUCUGUAUGGAACGGGUAAGCCAUCUUCUGACCCGAGAUCCAAGCCCAUUAGUCAUGGUGCUACAAUCCCCAGUCGACCACCCGCACCUAGGCUUGAAACAGCUCGUCCUCGUAUUGGACAAAGACAUCAUGGAUCUAGUUUCUUUCGAGGGUAUUCAGGUUUUGCUUCAAUUCCAAGUACUACACGGUUUGGGAACUUCUUAUUGUAAUGGAAGUAUCCUGAUGAAAUA
Eutrema salsugineum is the source of this 516-nucleotide messenger RNA. Its product is annotated as E3 ubiquitin-protein ligase RMA1H1. Gene Ontology annotation, cellular component: endoplasmic reticulum. Gene Ontology annotation, molecular function: metal ion binding; ubiquitin protein ligase activity; ubiquitin-like protein conjugating enzyme binding. Bases 82 to 495 code for a protein of 137 amino acids. Gene Ontology annotation, biological process: ubiquitin-dependent protein catabolic process. The record is from RefSeq and is a predicted model, not a curated record. The transcript has 2 exons. NCBI's taxonomy places the organism in Eukaryota, Viridiplantae, Streptophyta, Magnoliopsida, Brassicales, Brassicaceae.